Molecule: messenger RNA, 2329 nt
Organism: Cuscuta europaea
Lineage: Eukaryota; Viridiplantae; Streptophyta; Magnoliopsida; Solanales; Convolvulaceae
Source: the annotation of a GenBank genome assembly
AACAGGAAAACAAACUCGGGUCUCCUGAUAGCAUUUGAAAACAGGAUCCGACCGGUAAGAAUGAUGGAUAUUCUAGAUCCUCCGGAAGAUUAACAAGCUGCUCGUGACUGUCCAAGUGUCCACAAUUGGACGGAUGAAGCGCACUGGGAGAGAAAUCUCUUCUAUAACACGGCGAUUGCGAUUACGACCUUCAAUUCCUUCUGGUUCGAUCAGCUCUAUACUGCGUCCCUUAUCUAUCUCCCGUGACGAUCAACCAUCAUGUUCUUCCAGGUAAAGCUGUCCUUCUUGCUUUAUCUCCAGCUUUCAGGCUAAACCCAAUAGCUGCCAGUGAAAUUGGUUGUGUACUGCAUAGUACUGUCUCUUGGUUGUUUGGUGAAGUAUAGACUUUCUCUGUUGUCUGUGUGUUUUUGUUUUUUUUGAAACAAGAGAUCAAAGGAAUGCUGAAAGAUGUGUUUGAGCAUCUGGAGAUUUUACACUGAAAUACAAAAGAUCUUAGCAUUUAUAGAGUUGAAGUACUUCUUUGAAGAAACAGGUUCAGAGCCUCCUGAAGACAACAUAACAUUGGCUGACACUCUUAAGAUUCAAAAUGGGCAGGGAAAUUCCAAGUUUCUAUUUCUUUCGAUUUAUGAUCAGUCGGAGGAUGGUUGAUCUCUAUCUUUCUUGAGCUUGUUUGGUUUGUUUCAUACCGCACUAGUGCAGGCGAUACAUUUAUCUUUUUAUGGCUUCUAGAGGAAAUGUCCUGAUGGAAAGAUAUGAAUUAGGGAGAUUUCUAGGCCAAGGCACAUUUGCCAAAGUUUAUUAUGCCAGGAAUCUCAUAACUGGGGAAAGUGUUGCUAUCAAAGUCACAGACAAGGAAAAGAUUUUGAAAGUUGGACUUGUGGAUCAGAUCAAACGGGAGAUAUCCAUUAUGAGACUAGUGAGGCAUCCUAAUAUUCUGCACCUUUAUGAAGUCAUGGCCACAAAAACCAAGAUAUAUUUUGUCCUUGAACUAGCCAAAGGGGGUGAGCUAUUUGACAAGGUGGCCAAGGGGAAGCUGAAAUUAUCCAUAGCAUGGAAAUAUUUUCAUCAGUUAAUAAAUGCUGUUGAUUUCUGCCACAGUAGAGGUGUCUAUCACAGGGAUUUGAAACCCGAGAAUCUACUCUUAGACGAAGAUGGAAAUUUAAAAAUAUCCGAUUUUGGUUUGAGUGCACUUGCCGAGUCAAAGCAUCAAGAUGGGCUACUUCACACUGUUUGUGGUACCCCAGCUUACGUUGCUCCCGAGGUGAUCAAUAGGAAAGGUUAUGACGGGGGUAAAGCUGAUAUUUGGUCAUGUGGGAUCAUCCUGUUUGUUAUGCUUACCGGUUAUCUCCCUUUCAAUGACCCAAAUUUGAUGGAGUUGUAUAGGAAGAUAGGGAAAGCAGAGUUCAAAUGUCCCCACUGGGUUCCACCUGAGGUUAGGAGACUACUUUCAAGAAUGCUGGAUCCCAAUCCUACUACAAGAAUUUCAAUGGCAAAAAUUAAGGACUCCCUGUGGUUCAAAAGUGGGACCUCUUCCAAGUGUACUGAAAACAAGAACAUCAUAAGCCCAAUGGAGGUAAUUGGAACCUUGGAAGACAAAACUGAGAUGUCAUCAUCAAGAUUAUCAAACUUGAAUGCAUUUGAUAUCAUAUCACUUUCUGCUGGUUUUGAUUUAACUAGACUGUUUGAGGAACCUUGUGUGAAGAAAGAAGUUAGAUUCACUUGUAGGAAACCUGCAUCGGUGAUAAUCUCCAAGCUAGAGGAUUUGGCUAAGCGUCUGAAGCUGAAAAUGACCAAAAGGGAUGCAGGAUUGUUGAGGUUUGAAGGGGUGAAGGAGGGUAGGAAGGGCAUUUUAUGUAUAGAUGCAGAAAUCUUUGAGGUCACCUCUGAUGUUUUUCUUGUGGAGUUGAAGAAGGCAAAUGGGGAUACAUUGGAAUACCAAAAGGUAGUGAAUGAGCGGUUAAGGCCUGGCCUUCAAGAUAUUGUUUGGGUCUGGCAAUGUGAACCACAGUUGGAGCAACCAGUGGUGCAACAGGCUGAACAACUACCUUGAGGACCCGUCUGGCAGAAAUGCCUCUGUUGAAAAGUCUGAAAUGAGUCUACUUCAGCCAUUCAUGUAAAAAAUGAUUCGUUUUUCAUGGCAUACUAUGCUCCCCAAACAGGCCCUAAUUCUCAUUUUUGUACAUAUAUUCGUAUACUAAUGGCUAGUUUGUUUCCUGAUUUAUUUUCUUCACGUCUGUUAUCGACUGAUUUAUUUUGUGUACAUAUGUGUAAAGAAGUUAGAACAUGGGUUUGAUUUGUGAAAUGAAAAGUCGUAAGUUGAUGAUCUCUU